AAAUCCUUCUUUAUUCUCAAAACUCAUAAAAAUUGAUAAAUUUUCCUCAUUUACAGAUUCAAUCAUUCAUUAAAUCUAAAUAGAAUUAAAUUAUUAAAAAAAAAAAAUGAUUUGGUCGACAACUAUCGACAAAAACUGUGAUUCAUUAUUCAUCAAAACAAUCAGCAAGAGCAACAAACCUUUAAUUGGAUUAGAAUACAUUAUCGAGUUUGAUGACCUUAAUAAUGUUCUGAGGCCAUUCUACUGCACUUUAUGUGAUACACAUUGCAAUGAACUGGAACUCAUAUUUCAUUUGACGACUCAUGAGCAUAUGAUUAAGUACUUGGAGCUCAAUUUUCCAUCAACAAUGAAAAUCCUCGAUGCGAGUAAAAAGUUCAACACAAUCUCAACUUUUCGAGAGCAGUGCCUGUCCAAAAUCUCUGAGCGACUUCAAAUCUAUUUAGUCAUUCCAAAAGUGAAGAAAUACAGCCUUAAAGUCUUCGAGGCAUGCAAAGACUCAAUUGUCAAGUCAAUCAACACAGUAAAUAAUAAUUUUAAUGAAAAAUCACUCGGAAAUUCGUCGAUGCUGCUUGAAGGCAUCGAUUUUGAUGAUGACAAUUUGCAGACUCAAAAUUGCUGCUUUUUUGAAAUUCCAAAUUCAAGUUUGAGGACUCGAUUAAAGAAAUUUUACGAAUCUUCAGACAUUUCCGAGGCAAAAAUUCACGAAAAUUACAAAAAAUUGAGAGAAAAUCCUGAAAAGCAUCCGCAGUACGUUGAAGAAUGGCAAAAUUAUUACAUUCGUCGCUAUCCAGACAUCGUCGACCUUAAAAUUGACAGUAAAAGUUACAAUUUUAAGCCUGAAUGGAUCAAAUAUUUCAUUCUGCGACUCGAGGAGCUUCAUUAUGAUGAAAUCAAUCGUAAAAAUGCUCAACUUCGUGAGGACUUGAACCUGACACAAGAAGUCAUCCACAGAGACUACGAAGACAAAAUGGUUAAAAUAAUUGGCAAGUCAAAGACCAAAAAUAAGCUUCUCGACGACUCCGACAGUGACAAUUUCAUCGAGUCAUGCAUUCGUGACCCAAAAAUCCCAAGAAGACCAAGAAAACAGCGCUGCUUUAUCGAUGAGCUUCAUUCAAUGACAAAUGAACAAAUUUUAGAUCCAAAAAGGUACGAAUUUGAUGCUCCCGGGUCAGUCUUUUCAGUUUGUCGUCAAGUUUUGGCAUUUGAAGAUGAAAUUCGAGUUUUUGAGAAUUCAAUCCGAAAAAUUUACGUCAAAGCUGCAGAAAUGGAGAAGAAAAAGUUUUUCCUAAGUGAGGAACUGCUUAUGGACGAUGAAAUUCUCAAACUACUCUCAACGAUCAAGGACAUCCUAAGAAAUGGAAUUGACAAUAAAACAAUAAAAAAGUCAUCAAUGAGAUGCGCUCAGAGGACAGUUCAGCAGUUAUAUGCGAUGGUUUUUGAGGUCGAAUACCGAAAACGACGAUUUUUGGAGAUGAAAAAGCAAGAAAAUGAGAAUAAAAUUUGCAGAUGGAGGAGCUGUUCACCAAAAAGGAAAUAUGAGGAUGAUAAGAAAAAGGAAAUUGUUGAAAAACGAAAGAAAAUUAAAGAUUGAUUUUGUGAAAGUGUCAAUAGUUAAAAAUUUAAAAUUCGAUUUUUGGAAGGCUUUUAAAGUUUUAAAACUGUUUUUAAGGUAAAAUAUUUUAACAUAUAACUGCCAUUAAUAUCUCAUGAAGUUUCGUUUAUAUAUGGUGCUCAUAUGGAUCAAUUUCUCAAAAACUUCUAAACUACCACUGGUAAACUGAAGAUUCGAGAGGAUUACUUAAGAAAAUCAAAAAUAAUACUCACAAUUUAAAUCAUUAUGUUAUGCAUUUUAUUAAAAUAAACUUUAA
Chironomus riparius is the source of this 1868-nucleotide messenger RNA. NCBI's taxonomy places the organism in Eukaryota, Metazoa, Arthropoda, Insecta, Diptera, Chironomidae. The record is from the annotation of a GenBank genome assembly.